Molecule: messenger RNA, 4935 nt
Organism: Hypanus sabinus (Atlantic stingray)
Lineage: Eukaryota; Metazoa; Chordata; Chondrichthyes; Myliobatiformes; Dasyatidae
Gene: adra2c
Product: adrenoceptor alpha 2C
Exons: 1
Coding region: 249-1484 (411 amino acids)
Biological process (GO): regulation of smooth muscle contraction; regulation of vasoconstriction; platelet activation
Cellular component (GO): membrane
Molecular function (GO): alpha2-adrenergic receptor activity
Source: RefSeq, a predicted model, not a curated record
CGCUGAGGUGCCCCGACGCUUCUGCAUGCCGGUGGUAGGCUCGACUCCCACAAGAGGUGGGAGCCCCUCAGAGCUUGGAGUGAAGACAGAAGCCCACCCAACCCUCCUCCCCACUGUGCUGUGGGAGAGUGGAGAGGAGGAGUGAAUGGUCACCGGGUGGGGGUCCCGACCAUGAGAGGGGGUCCCGGCGGCUCCCUGAAGUUACUCACUCGUUGGCGGGAGGUGACAGCCCCGGCCUCCCCCUGACCAUGGAGGCUGGGGCCAACUCCAGCAGCCCUCUCCUCAACGCCUCCCGCCCGCGGCCGGCGCCCGAUCUCGGCCGCUACUCGCCGGAGGCCGUAGCUGGGCUCUCCGCCCUGGUGGGGCUGCUCAUCCUCUUCACGGUGGCGGGCAACGUGCUGGUGGCGAUCGCCGUGUUCACCAGCCGCGCCCUGCGGCCACCCCAGAACCUCUUCCUGGUGUCGCUCGCCAGCGCCGACAUCCUGGUGGCCACUCUGGUCAUGCCCUUCUCGCUGGCCAACGAGCUCAUGGGCUACUGGUACUUCGGCACGGCGUGGUGCGACAUCUACCUGGCCCUGGACGUCCUCUUCUGCACCUCGUCCAUCGUCCACCUCUGCGCCAUCAGCCUGGACCGCUACUGGUCCAUCAUCAAAGCCGUGGAAUACAACCUCAAGAGGACACCCCGCAGGAUCAAAGGGGCCAUCGUGACCGUGUGGGUGAUCUCGGCUCUCAUCUCCUUCCCUCCGCUCCUGUCCCGGGACCGCACGCUGGAGGAGGACCAGACUUACCCAGCUUGCCGGCUGAACGACGACACCUGGUACAUCCUGCUGUCCUGCGUGGCCUCCUUCUUCGCCCCCUGCGUGAUCAUGGUGCUGGUGUACGUCCGGAUCUACCAGGUGGCCCGUCACAGAACCAGGGGCAUGUCGGUGCGGAGGGACCCUCCCGAGGGCUCGUCCCAGACUGAGGAGGUGGCGGGAGGUCCCAGGGCACCGGACGACAGACAGAACGGGCACUGUAGCCGAGCGGGCGAGGAGCCGCCCGAUGUCGAGGUGGACGAGAGCUCGACCUCGGAGGAGAAAGGUCGCCGGAAACAGGCGGCCAAGAAGGACUCCUUCUCCAAGCGCUCCAGCCGCCUCUCGCAGUCGAGCAGCCGCUCGUUCGUGGUGUUCUCCACCCGCAAGAGACGCCGGAGCAGCCGUGCGUCCAGGAGCAAAGUGUCUCAAGCCAGGGAGAAGAGGUUCACCUUCGUCCUGGCCGUGGUGAUCGGGGUGUUCGUCAUCUGCUGGUUCCCGUUUUUCUUCAGCUACAGCCUGUACGGCAUCUGCCGGGAGCUCUGCCAGGUGCCGGAGACCCUCUUCAAGUUCUUCUUCUGGAUCGGCUACUGCAACAGUUCGCUCAACCCGGUCAUCUACACCAUCUUCAACCAGGACUUCAGGAGAGCUUUCCAAAAGAUUAUCUGUAAAGCCAGGAAGAGGCACUUCUAACGCCAGCCCAAACCGGGGUUUAGCAUUCUAAACCGGUGAACUGUUGGGUUGGAUACAAGUUUACAUUGUAUUCCGUGUAUAUAGUAUGUAUAUUGUAUGUACAUAAUAUAUACAUUGUAUGUAUGUGUAUGGUGUGUGUGUGUGUAUAUAAUAUGGUAUGGAUCUAAAAUGUAAGUAUAUGGAUAUACUGUACUUAUUUUCGGUCAUUUUUAAUUGGAUAUAUUUAUUAUUUUAUAUUGGUUUGAUCUACAGAGUUUGGUUUUAUAUAUAAAAUGGUGAAAUUUUAAAUAUAUUAUGUGUAUCACUAUAUAUUGAUUUUGUAUAUAAAAGGUGAUUUUUAUAUAAUGCUUGAACCACUUCAUAUAUAAAAUCAAUUAUAGGCGUAAGAGUUUGAUCAAAGAUGGUUUUAUAUAUAAGUAAGUUGCUUUAUUUGUACACAAGAUUGCAUAUAAUGUAUAAUUUUAUCUAACCAGCCAAGCUAUGGAAGAGUUAAAGUCCAGUUAUCUUUCAGUCACUACACUUUCUGAUGCCCCUGUGUUUUCUAUGUGUUAUCUGACUGUCUUCCCCACACCAAACCCCCUAACCAUCCCACCCCCACCCUUCACUAGCGAAAAUAAAUGGCUGGAAAGAUCACACUGUUCGCCAGAACUAAGAGAUGAUUUUUUUAAAUGUAAAAGUUGGUGGCUAUUUUGGGAGUUCACUUAUUGGUCAGAUUGCUUCUUCAGAUACACGCAAGCCAUUGAUGGCUUGUAGGAAGCAAGGGUUAAAACAUAAAAAUCAGAAAUAAAGCGCAUUUUCUUUUGUUGGCAGAAAAUUGGCCUGCAGUGUAAUGUAAGUGUUUUUUUUAAGCCAAUUGAUCCAAGCAUAGCUGGUCUUCACUGUUAGCUCCAAAUUCACCAUUACAGUGAUUUCUCCCAGUGUGAUUCACAAGCCAUAAGCGAAUCCCUUCAGAAAUUUUGCAGUGCCCCAGAGGGCAGUACUGAAUUAGGUUGUAACUACAGUAUAUCAUUAUGUAAGUUUUUCAGCUGCUAAGAAGUUGAAGCAGGUGAUACAUGAGCAUUUGAAUAAGUACAUGAAAUCAGAAUCGGGUUUAUUAUCACAGAUUGGGUCAUUAAAUUUUCUGUUUUGGGGCAGCGGUAUGGUGCAAUUCAUAAAAUAUACUAUAAAAUACCAUAAGAAAUUUACGCUGUGGCCGCUUUAUGAGGUUCACCUGUACACCUGCUCGUUAAUGUAAAUAUCUGAUCAGCCAAUCAUGUGGCAGCAACUCAAUACAUAAAAGUAUGCAGACGUGGUCAAGAGGUUUGGUUGUUGUUCAGGCCAAACAUUGAAAUGGGGAAGAAAUGUGAUCUAAGUGAAUUUGACUGUGCGGUGAUUGUUGGUGCCAGACGGUGUGAUUUGAGUGUCUCAAAAGCUGCUGAUCUCCUGGGACUUUCACACACAACAGUCUCUGGAGUUGACUGGAGAGACAAAAAUCCAGUGAGCAGCCGUUCUGUGGGCACAAAUGUCCUGUAAAUGAGAGCGGUCAGAGGAGAGUGGCCAGAAUGGUUCAUGCUGACAGGAAGGCGGCAGUAACUCAAAUAACCAUAUUAUAGGAGCGCACUACAGCAUCUCAGGACCCAAAACCUCGAACUUUGAAGCGGAUGGGCUAUGGCAGCAGAAGACCACAAAUGUACACUCAGUGGCCACUUUAUUAGGUACAACGGGUACCUUGUAAAGUGGCCACUGAGUUGUGUAUAUAUAAAAAAACAAAUAGUGAGGUAGUGUUCAUUGUCCAUUCAGAAAUCUGAACAGAGAGGGAGGGAUAUGGGUUGCAAGCAAGUAACUUGCUAGCUGAGCUACUUGGUCAGCAUGAAGUUGUUGGGCUGAAGGGCCUGUAUCUGUGCCGUAUUGUUCUAUCUUUAACUCUGACUUGUGAAGUAAACACACUGAUGAUUUUUACACCAUGAAUUGUGUGUGUGUGUUCGAGCAAAAUUGCCUUUGGAUAGUGUUCAAGUUUCAGCUGUCCCGGUGGACUGAGGUGAGAGAAAGCAAUAAGCUCAUAUGUCUGCUAAAGGUGAUGAACAGAAAGGAACCAAAACUGGGAGGCUCAAAGGAGGCAAACAACUAGAGUUGCUAAAAAUCUGACCGGACAGUACAACAUAGAAUCUGACCAUCAGCUCACCGUUUUCAUACAGAAGUUGUUGCCCACUGCACUAAUCCCACUUCCCCGCAUUAAGUCAAGUUUAUUGUCAUUUCACUACAUGUAUGCUGUCAAACAAGACGUUUCUCUGAACCAGGGUGUAAAGCACUGUAGUAUACGUAACACACAAUAACUUACGAAAGUCAGAAUGAAGCGACAGAUUAGCCAAUGAGUUAUGCGGAAAGGUUAACCAUUCUCUGGAGCAUAAGAAAAUAAGGGUAGAUUUGAUAGCAGUGUUCUGAAUGAUGAGGUGUACCGACCUUACGUCAGGGGAACAGAAUUAGUCUAUUAGGCCCAUUGAGUCUGCUCCACCAUUUGAUCAUAUCUGAUUUAUUAUCUCUCUCAUCCCCAUCUCUCUCAUCCCCAUUCUCCUACCUGUAAUCAUACUCUAAUCAACAAGGUCCAAAACCGUCCUUUGUACCUCCCUCUGCAAUUGGAUCCUUGACUUCCUCACCAGGAGACCACAGGCUGCAGAUCGGAAUUAACAUCUCGUCCUCUCUGACUAUUGACACUGGUGCACCUCAAGGAUGCAUGCUUAGCUCACCGCUCUACUCUCUAUACCAUGACUGUGUGGCUAGGCACAGCUCAAAUUUCAUCUAGAAAUUUUCUGACGACACAAGCAAUAUUGGCAGAAUUUCAGAUGGCGGCGUACAGGAGCGAGAAAGACCAGCUGAUUUAGUGGCGUUGCAACAAUCUUACCUCAACAUCAGUAAGUCCAAGGAAUUGAUUGUGGACUUUAGGAAGGGGAAGUUAAGGGACCACACACCAGUCUUCUUCAAGGGAUCAGAAGUGGAAUGGGUGAGCAGUUUCAAGUUCUUGAGUGUCAACAUCUCUGAGGAUCUAUCCUGAGCUCAAUAUAUUGAUGCAGUUACAAAGGAAGCACCACAGUGGCUACAUUUCAUUAGCAGUUUGAAGAUAAUUGCUGUUUCACCAAAGACACUUGCAGAUUUCUAGAUUUCUACAAAUUUCUACAUGGAGAGCAUUCUAACUGGUUCCAUCACUCAUUUGGUCUGGAGGGGCAUGCACAGGAUCGGAAAAUACUGCAGAAAGUUGUGAACUUUUCCAACUCCAUCAACUCCUAGCCUCCCCUUCCUUCAUGACAAAAGGCAAUACCUCAAGAAGGCGACAUUCACCAUUAAGGUUCUCCAUUACCCAGGAUAUGCCCUCUUCUCAUUGCUGCCAUCAAGGAGGAGGUACAGGAGCCUGUAGAUACACACUUAAUGUUUUAGGAACAGCUUCUUCCCCUCUGCCAUCAGAUUUUUGAAAGGACAA